GCGCGCGGCUCCCGCCGGCGGUACCGGGGCACGAAGAUGGCGGCGGAGCGCUGAGGGGCCGGCGCCGGGCUGAGCCGCACCGCUCCGCAGCGGGCCCCGGUGACGGGCUUCGACGCUUUCCCCCUUCUCAUGGCAGCGGGGCCGGCCCAGGAGCCGCGUCCCCGCUGGGCCCACUCGCGCCGUUCCGCUGCCGGGCGCCGCCGCGGCCCGCUGAGCCCCGAGGCCUGGCCCGGGCCCCGCCGGGCCUGAGCCGCCCCCCCCGCCGCUCCGGGGCCUGUGCGCGGCCUCGUCCGUCCCCACCGACCCGCGUCCCGUCCGGAGCGGCCGCCCGGCGCCGGGGCUGGGAAGAAGGAACGGCUCGUCCGGCGUCAGGAUGUCCGAGAACCAGCCCAACGGCAACCACCAGCACCACCACCCGGGCAACAACACCGGGGGCGGCGGCGGGGCUGCCGGCGGCAACAACCGCGGCGUCCGCAACCCCAACCUCAACCAGAACCCGCUGAUCAAUGUGCGCGAUCGCCUGUUCCACGCGCUCUUCUUCAAGAUGGCAGUGACCUACGCACGCCUCUUCCCACCCUCCUUCCGCCGGGUCUUCGAGUUCUUCGUCCUCCUCAAGGCUCUCUUUGUGCUCUUCAUCCUGGCUUACAUCCACAUCGCCUUCUCCCGCUCCCCCAUCAACUGCCUGGAGCACGUGCGGGACAAGUGGCCCCGCGACGGCAUCCUGCGGGUGGAAAUACAGCGCAACUCCAGCCGAGCCCCCAUCUUCCUGCAGUUCUGUGGGGCUGACAAGUUCCCAGGGAUGGUGGUUGAAUCUACAGCUGAGGAAGAGGAGGAGGAAGAGGAGGAAAUGACCGUGGAUAUGUUUGAAAACAGCUCCAUCAAGUUUGAGCUGGAUAUUGAGCCCAAGGUGUUCCUGAAGCCAUCUCGGGUGAGCAGCACCCAGGCUCUGACCCGCAACGAAAGCCAGGAGUUCUCGUUUAGUGAAGCAGCCACUAAAGGUAUGCAGCCUCUGAGGGAGACUGUGUCCGAGUUUGAGAUGCUAGCCAGAGCAGUGUGGCCACAGGAGGAGUACAUCGUGGAGUACUCGCUGGAGUACGGCUUCCUGAGGCUGUCCCAGAGCACUCGGCAGCGCCUCAGCAUCCCCGUCAUGGUGGUGACUUUGGAUCCUACCAGGGAUCAGUGCUUUGGGGACAGGUUCAGUCGCCUGCUGUUGGAUGAGUUCCUGGGUUAUGACGACAUCCUGAUGUCCAGUGUCAAAGCUUUAGCUGAAAAUGAAGAGAACAAAGGUUUCCUUCGAAAUGUGGUCUCUGGGGAGCACUAUCGCUUUGUCAGCAUGUGGAUGGCCAGGACUUCCUAUCUGGCAGCCUUUGUCAUCAUGGUGAUCUUUACUCUGUCUGUGUCGAUGCUGUUGCGCUACUCACACCACCAGAUCUUUGUCUUCAUUGUUGACCUGUUGCAGAUGCUGGAGAUGAACAUGACCAUCGCCUUCCCUGCAGCUCCACUCCUCACUGUCAUCCUGGCUCUAGUAGGGAUGGAGGCCAUCAUGUCAGAGUUCUUCAACGACACCACCACUGCGUUCUACAUCAUCCUCAUCGUCUGGCUGGCCGACCAGUACGACGCCAUCUGCUGCCACACCAACACCAGCAAGAGGCACUGGCUGAGGUUCUUCUACCUGUACCACUUUGCCUUCUACGCUUACCACUACAGAUUCAACGGGCAGUACAGCAGCCUGGCUCUUGUCACCUCCUGGCUCUUCAUCCAGCAUUCAAUGAUUUACUUCUUCCACCACUACGAGCUGCCGGCCAUCCUGCAGCAGAUCCGCAUCCAGGAGCUGCUGCUGCAGAACCAGCAGCUGGGCCAGGGCACCCAAACCACGCUGCAGGACAACCUCAACAACAACACUACAGCUGCUCCCAUGGCUGUGGGCAGCCACCAGCCCCACCUGCCCACUGGCCCCUCUGGGGACAGCAGUAGCCCCCCAGCCGCCCUGAGCCCCGGGGAAGCCUCCAGCGUGAUCGCCGCCAGCGCCGCGGCCGUGGGCCGGGAGCUCAACUGGGUGGCCGAGACGGCCGCCAUCGUCACCGAAGCCUCGUUCCUCUCUGAGCUGAGCACCACCCUCCUGGAGCCCAGUGUGGUGCAUGAAGCCAUGGCCACCAGCAGCCCUCAGGAUGCUGCCAGCACCAGCACCUCCCCGGCUGCCUCUGGUUUGGUUGCCCACAUCAGGGUGAGCAGCGACCACCCGCAGACGACCGUCAGCUCCAUCACCAUCGAAGUCACUUCCACGGCCGUGGUGGCUGCUCCAGAUGGUUCCCCUGGGGCUGAGGCAGCAGCUUCACCUCCCAGCCCACUGCAGGACGAGGGGGCUUGUGGCCACAGCCCUCCCCUUCCCGAGCAGACUGUGGCUCCUGAGGGUGAGGACAGCCGAGCCCAAGCUGGGGGUGAGGACUGCCUGGCAGACAGCAGCGCGGCAGAGCCCCCUCCAGCCUCCGCGGAGCAGGACAGACCUUUGGGCUGUGCCCUGGGGGACUGGGGGCAGGGCAGCACCCCCAGCUCCAGACUCUGCUCGGAGCCAGACUCUCAGAGCCUCUCCUGAGCCCCUUCUUCCUGCAGCUCUGGACUGCUGGGAAGGCCUUUGGCAUCAUGUUUGUUCUGUUUCUCACUUCACCGUCAUCCUUAACCUGGGAAUUCCCCUGGAGCUGAGGCAAGAGCGGCUGGAACAGGAGCUGCAGCCCACACCCCUGGGAACAGCUCGUGUGUGCUGGCAGAGUGAGGCCUGUGUGCAAGGGGUUACCUGCCUCAGCCCUGCCCCAGCCUUUCCUUGCCCCCUGUGCCCACAUUUGCUCCCUGGUGUCAGCUGAUCUGGGACAGGCCAAGUGCAGCAGCUGCCUGGGAGCAGGGGAGCGCAUUUUCAGCCCCUGGGAGAGACCCACAGAGGAAGAAACCCCAGUACCUUUCCCUUCUUAAGGGGGAAGAGGAGCUCAACACCUUCCCCAAGCACUAGACCUGCCCACACCAGCCAGAGCUGUGUGGGAACCAAAGCAGCAGCUGCACUUCAGCCCCGUUUUUCCUGUCCUUGAACUUCCCUCAGUGGGUUUUUGGGGUAGAAGCUGCCACAUCAGCUUGGAGCUUCCAUCCCAGGAGAGCUGCACUGGGGUGGGCUCAGGAGCAGCUGGGGCCACUCCUGGGCUGGGCAGCACAGAAGUGGUGUCCCUUCUGCCUCUGGGGACUUUGGUGAGGGCUGUGGGAAUUUGGCCUCAUGUUAGAUGGAUGGGGGAGCUCCUGCCACAGGCAAAUGGUCUCAGAUGCUGCCUGCUGGGAGCUGCUCUGUAGGGGGGAGGAGGAGCAGCAGCUCUGGCUCUGUGCAGCUCUGCUCUGCUCUGGGGGAGGUCGUUUGCUUUUCAGUGCCUUGUCCCUUCCCUGGGACACGUUUGCAUUUCAGAUCAGCCCCAUCCCAGAGGAGAGCUUGGCUUCUCCCUGAGCUGUUGCAUGAGGUGGUUUAACAAUGAACCAAAACACUAAAGGCAAGACAUUUCAGCUCAUUUUGCCCUUCUGGCCCUGGCAGCAGAAGUGAAGCCUGGGGUCCCCUGUGCUGGGCUGGGACUGGUGGCCCCCAAGGUUAGGACAGGGCUGGAAAGGGAGGGUUGAAAGGAGAAGGAAGCUCUGGGGAGAGAAUCCCCCAGCUCAGCCUCAUUCCCACUGCAGAGCAGCAUCAGCAGAGCCUCUCCUUCCCAGGGCUCAGCUGCCUUCAGCCUCUGGGUGCCCCUGUCAGCACCAUGGAGGCUCAGGGGCUCCCCCCGCCCCCCCUCACAUUGCUUCUGCUCCAUUUCUCACCCAGGUGCCCCCUCUCUUUUUGUUCCUUCUUGUCCCAGAGCCCUGAGCAUUGCCCUGGGCAUGGGGCAGGUGCCUGGUGCCCCAGCUCCCUCACCACUGGGCUCCCAGUGACUGCUCCCAGUGAGCAACGGGCUCCCUGGUGCCAGCGUGGGCCUGGCAGGGCACCAGGAUGGUGUGGGCUCAUGGCAGGGGGAGAGAAAACAAACCAAAUGAUUUGAUGAAUGAAGAGUAGAGUUCAUUCUAUUUAAUUAAUGUACAAAAUGUGUUUGUAUAUAAUAAUAAAUGCUAUCUCUAACA
Messenger RNA from Colius striatus (speckled mousebird), 4128 nucleotides. RefSeq names its product transmembrane protein 259 (gene TMEM259). The record is from RefSeq and is a predicted model, not a curated record. The coding region runs from base 374 to 2593 and encodes 739 amino acids. Lineage: Eukaryota; Metazoa; Chordata; Aves; Coliiformes; Coliidae. Gene Ontology annotation, biological process: positive regulation of ERAD pathway; response to endoplasmic reticulum stress. Gene Ontology annotation, cellular component: endoplasmic reticulum. The transcript is spliced from 11 exons.